GCUGCUCUACUAGAGGCUCCCUGGGAGGCUCGUACACUGAGCAACCAUAAGAGCUCGUCACCAGCUUCUAUUAUUAAAGCAAUUAACCAGCUAAAGAAGGGCGCUGAGGUGAUGAUACUCUCUGCUAAGCUGAUGCGCGAUCGGAUCACCAGCCUUAAGCGAGCCAACAAGGCAGCGUCAGCGCGUAAGCAAUGGAAGAAAAAGCGUAUACAGAAGCGAGGGACCUUAACAAAGGGAGGGGGAGAGGAUAUACUUGCUCAAGGUGAGGUUGAGUAG
Messenger RNA from Didymella exigua CBS 183.55, 276 nucleotides. RefSeq lists its product as uncharacterized. The record is from RefSeq and is a predicted model, not a curated record. The transcript has 2 exons. The annotation marks the transcript as partial. NCBI's taxonomy places the organism in Eukaryota, Fungi, Ascomycota, Dothideomycetes, Pleosporales, Didymellaceae.